Molecule: messenger RNA, 486 nt
Organism: Durusdinium trenchii
Lineage: Eukaryota; Dinophyceae; Suessiales; Symbiodiniaceae
Source: the annotation of a GenBank genome assembly
AUGCCAGAUUCGACCUGCCAGAGCUAUGAGGUGAAGUACUACAAUCGCAUCGAUGAGGAGCUGGAGCUGCCCUUGGAUAUUCUGGAUGACUUGACCGGGGAAGCCAAAGAGCUACAUGAAGUGGGCAACGGAUGGUUUGCCUAUACCCCCUUGCUUCAUCGAAUCCGAGAAGGUGGCGCCCUGAAUAAACUCUUCGACCUCCUUGAUGAACGUGCACUGAAGCUGCCAGAGAUUGCAGAGAUGCUCGAGCUCCUUUUCCGUCACCCCGAGGAUCCCCCCUUCCCCCGCUGCCCUCGUGCGCUCUACGCGCUGGCACAGAGCCGAAUGGGCAUGAGCAGCUCCGUGUUCAAUGGGCACCGGCAAUGUAUGACGCCUCCGGUGGACCUCAAGGCCUUGAAGAGGGCCUUGGGCUUAAGCAGCUGGCCACGCCUUCGAGCAGAGCUCAUGAAGACUUUGCUUUGCGCCAAGAUGACCACUGCGCCCUGA